UGUAUGUAUUAAACGUAUUAGCUAUACAUUUAUAGGAUUUUUAUACAGUUUGUAGAAGUCGAAUUUUUAAAAUAAAAUGUUUAAAUAUGAAGACUCAGAUAAAUCGUAUUCAACCAUUGUCAAUUAGCUAGCUAACUGGUUGUAAUAUGAGAGGUCCUGCACCAAAGCUGUGUCGUCUGAUUCCUGGUUUAAAAUUAGGAGUAAAGGGAAGGGCACGGACGAUAGCAGUACCACAUAAACAACCAUCCAAUGAUACGUUUGAAUUGCACUGGAAGUUUGGUCGAUAUAUAUGUCAACUAAAGCGCUUAACAUUUAACUUCUGUUCAAAAGGUGGCAGUAGUAGGGGUCUACGGCACUUCUUGGAUUUUGAGGUCAACUUUUUUAUCAGCAAAAAUCCCCAAGUUUCCGUUUAUAUAAGAGAAAGAAAUGGCCAACAUCCACGUCUUGUAGCAAAUUAUUUGAAUGGAAAAGAUCGAAUUAUAACAAUACCAAAUCACGAUACGCUAGCCAUCUGGGAAUGGCUUGAACGUUUACGCAAUGAAAGCGGAAGACAAUGGCGAAGCGAACGGUUGUAUCAGCCUUGGAUUACAGAUUCACCCUCUAUACAAGGAACAUGGACGCCGUUCUUAAACAAACCACCUUUAAACGUCAACGAACUAUCAUACUUAACCGAGGAUAAAAAAGAACAAGAAAUGAAUAAUGAUUCCUAAUGUAUAUUAUAUUUUUUUCAGCUUUGUAGAAACAUUAAGUUUCAUCCAUGCACGAAUCUUUCAACGUUGCCAUUAAGAUUUAACGAUAACUUUAUUGCUUGUAUCUAUGUCGCAAGACUCGGUGGAAACUUCUUGCAACUCCAAAAAGCCCUCACUAAAAUGUAUGCUUCCUAGUAAAUACCUCACGAUAAGGGAAAUGCCGUUGCCUUGUAAAAUGCCAGUACAAUUUUACGUCGUAUCAUUAGAAGCGUUUUUAUUUCAAUAAGAAAACUAACAAGUGGCUCGAUGAGAAACAGCGUUUUUGUUAUAGACAACUCUCUUUAUAUGGUCCCAAAAGCUGUGGGUUAUUCGCAAUCUUAUUCCACAUGAUUCACGACUUUGCUAAUUUACGAAGUUUUAAAGUUAUAUAUUUGCCAACAUUAUUGAACAAGAAUUCUUUUUUAUAAUAAAAUGACUUCAUCUUUACCAUUCUACAAACAA
Messenger RNA from Hydractinia symbiolongicarpus, 1190 nucleotides. RefSeq names its product 39S ribosomal protein L43, mitochondrial-like. The transcript has 4 exons. The record is from RefSeq and is a predicted model, not a curated record. Lineage: Eukaryota; Metazoa; Cnidaria; Hydrozoa; Anthoathecata; Hydractiniidae. Bases 147 to 710 code for a protein of 187 amino acids. Gene Ontology annotation, cellular component: mitochondrial large ribosomal subunit. Gene Ontology annotation, molecular function: structural constituent of ribosome. Gene Ontology annotation, biological process: mitochondrial translation.